AUGGAGCUACAUGACAGCUAUUGGUCUAAAGACCAGGACUUAAAGAGAGGUUCCAAAGGCAGUUCUUUAACAAACCCCAGGCAAACCCCUCACUAUCAGGAUCUUGUCCGCCAAUCCCUUCUGUCAUCUGUGCCCUCAUCUGCGCCUAGGCAAGGUAGCAGUCAACACGCCACUGCCCUUGUAGUAACCCUAGCAGCUGUCUUCCUAGGGGCAAGUCAAGGUAAGCAGGUCAGGUUAGCAGAGCAGGCGGUAGCUCGAGAUCUCCUUGAUGAGUUCCUCCGGGCAGGUGCUAGGGCAAGGUAA
Striga asiatica is the source of this 303-nucleotide messenger RNA. The record is from the annotation of a GenBank genome assembly. NCBI's taxonomy places the organism in Eukaryota, Viridiplantae, Streptophyta, Magnoliopsida, Lamiales, Orobanchaceae.